Cetraspora pellucida is the source of this 1777-nucleotide messenger RNA. Lineage: Eukaryota; Fungi; Glomeromycota; Glomeromycetes; Diversisporales; Gigasporaceae. The record is from the annotation of a GenBank genome assembly.
AUGAAUAUAAUCAAAACAUGUCUUGAAUUUCUUGGAAUUGAAAACAACGACAAUCCAGAUGACCGGGAAUUUGAUGUGACUAUCCAAGUUAAAAAUGGAUCAUCGCAUCCUUUUCGUUGUAAAUUACCUAACGAAAAUCUUGCCGAAAUCCGAAAUCGGCUCAGAAGAAGGAAAAAUGAUCCUUUCAAGAUGGGAACAAAUUUUGAAGAGGAGCUCGUUAAAAAGGCGCCUAACCAAGCGUUUGAGAUAGAUAUAGAUAAAAUCGAAUCGAUGAAUAUUGUAAAAACUGAUGUGAAGAGGCAAAUGAAAGUAUGCAAAAACAAGUUUGCAGAUUUAUGCGAACAAAACUUUAUAGCAUAUGGAAGCUCUUCAGCUAUUCCAUCUUUGCUUUCACUCUUCCUGGGAGCAUCCUUAGAAUCAUAUAAAGAAAUGCUUAAAGAAGUAUCUACCAAAUAUUCAUGUAUAAAGUUAAGAAAAGCAGAAAUUAUUAUAUCAGAAAAGAGCAUUACACUAACUGAAGAGUUCAAGGAGGAUGUUAAAAAUGCGUUAAUAGAGAAAACUACUAGAGAAAAAAUAAAUAAACUUCGAGAGGUUUCAAAAAAAUAUGGGCACUUUUACGCGCGUAGCAUAGGUUUCGGUGGUGCUAUUAUUGAGAAAAUCGUAAAUACUGAUACUGAAACUUCAAAUUUAAGGAUGAAUAGUGGUACCCUUCAAGUAAAUGCCAAUUUAGCCAGUGCAAGUGUUUCUCAUGUAAUCGGGAGUCAAACAACACGAUCUGAACAUAGAUAUAACAAUGUCAGACGCGUCAUUGGUGGAACUACAAAUCCUAACCUGAAAGAAUGGUUCAAAUCACUUGAAGAUUUUCGAAAAUGGAGCAUAAUCGAGUAUGACGAUAUUCGUCCAAUAUUUAGUUUGUUGGAUAGUGAAAUGCAAAAAGAAGUUUUAAAUGCUUUAGGUCAAAGAGUUCUAGCAGCGGGUGUUGCGAAAAUUUUUCGCGACCCUAAGGAAAAUGGUCCAUACAUUCACAGUUUACAUGAUGAAUUACAACAACUAAUAGAUUCACAAAAAAUUGCCAAAGAUAAUGUUCAUGAUUGCCAGAUAUUUGCUUCAGUAAUGAACAAAGAUCUUAGGGGCAUAUUUUCUAUACGUGUGGAAUUUGAAGAUAAAUAUACGCCAUUAAUUGUUGUUCAUCGUAUUCAUAAAGGUUUUCUGAACUUUAAACGUAGAACUAAAAUUGGGUGGAUUAUAGUGGGCCGCCCAGAAAAUUUUUUUGAUUUCUACAAUACCGAAAUGAUAUUCAGAAAAUAUAUCGGUACUGACUCAGAAAGAGAAAACCAUCUUAUACCUAAAAGUCCAGACUACCACAUCAGAGGGCUUAAUGAAAUUAGAUGCUUAUUAUGUACAUGUGUAAUUGAAGCACCUAAAGAAGCACCACACAAAUCAAGGUUAAUUAUUAGUACACAUACACAUUACGAUCUACAAGAAAGUUCUGCACGCAUAUUUAUUCAUCAACACGAUAACAACUCUCUUAAGGAUAGGAUUAAAUUAUAUUCUAGUACUGUUGAGGGCAAUUUUGGUCAAAUUUCGAUCGAUUGGAAAGAAUUGAAUAAAAAUAAAAUAUAUUAUGUUGACUUUCCAAAAAAAGAUCUCGAAAGUCCCAUCUUAGUUAAUCAGCUUAUAGAAGAUUGUUCAGAAAACUGUCAACAGUAUCAAGGAUUCCUUAAUGUAGUUUCUAAGAAAGUUAUUUAUGGUCCAUUGGAUUCAAGACCUUUGUAUC